This is a messenger RNA of Homo sapiens (human), 6299 nucleotides long. It is a transcript of the gene TOP1MT, whose product is annotated as DNA topoisomerase I mitochondrial. Gene Ontology annotation, cellular component: chromosome; mitochondrion. NCBI's taxonomy places the organism in Eukaryota, Metazoa, Chordata, Mammalia, Primates, Hominidae. Bases 118 to 1827 code for a protein of 569 amino acids. Gene Ontology annotation, molecular function: DNA binding; DNA topoisomerase type I (single strand cut, ATP-independent) activity. The record is from RefSeq and is a predicted model, not a curated record. The transcript is spliced from 15 exons. Gene Ontology annotation, biological process: DNA topological change.
GCUCGGGCCUUCCCGGCGUCUCCGCGCAGGCCUCGGGGAAGCGGGGUCCGGGGGAGCCGUGGUGCGGUGGGACCGCGUGGGUCCUGGAAGAGCUGCAGAGGAGAGUGACGGCUUUGGAUGCGCUUUGCCCCAGGGCCUUUCUUCCCGGAGUUGGCCUUUUCCCUGCCCUUCUCUUCUCCUGGCGUGGUGACCUGCCUCCCUUCUCCUGGAUCGCUUUGCUGGCAGCCACCUUGUAACACCUCAGACCCUUCAGAGACUUCCUGUUGCUCUGAGGACACUCAUCCCAGCCGACCAGGCCCACCAGGCCCCCAACAGCACUACCUGGCUGGGGUCACGUGCAGGUCUCCUGGCUCUGGCAGGUGGGAGAAGGAGAAGCACGAAGACGGGGUGAAGUGGAGACAGCUGGAGCACAAGGGCCCGUACUUCGCACCCCCAUACGAGCCCCUUCCCGACGGAGUGCGUUUCUUCUAUGAAGGAAGGCCUGUGAGAUUGAGCGUGGCAGCGGAGGAGGUCGCCACUUUUUAUGGGAGGAUGUUAGAUCAUGAAUACACAACAAAGGAGGUUUUCCGGAAGAACUUCUUCAAUGACUGGCGAAAGGAAAUGGCGGUGGAAGAGAGGGAAGUCAUCAAGAGCCUGGACAAGUGUGACUUCACGGAGAUCCACAGAUACUUUGUGGACAAGGCCGCAGCCCGGAAAGUCCUGAGCAGGGAGGAGAAGCAGAAGCUAAAAGAAGAGGCAGAAAAACUUCAGCAAGAGUUCGGCUACUGUAUUUUAGAUGGUCACCAAGAAAAAAUAGGCAACUUCAAGAUUGAGCCGCCUGGCUUGUUCCGUGGCCGUGGCGACCAUCCCAAGAUGGGGAUGCUGAAGAGAAGGAUCACGCCAGAGGAUGUGGUUAUCAACUGCAGCAGGGACUCGAAGAUCCCCGAGCCGCCGGCGGGGCACCAGUGGAAGGAGGUGCGCUCCGAUAACACCGUCACGUGGCUGGCAGCUUGGACCGAGAGCGUUCAGAACUCCAUCAAGUACAUCAUGCUGAACCCUUGCUCGAAGCUGAAGGGGGAGACAGCUUGGCAGAAGUUUGAAACAGCUCGACGCCUGCGGGGAUUUGUGGACGAGAUCCGCUCCCAGUACCGGGCUGACUGGAAGUCUCGGGAAAUGAAGACGAGACAGCGGGCGGUGGCCCUGUAUUUCAUCGAUAAGCUGGCACUGAGAGCAGGAAAUGAGAAGGAGGACGGUGAGGCGGCCGACACCGUGGGCUGCUGUUCCCUCCGCGUGGAGCACGUCCAGCUGCACCCGGAGGCCGAUGGCUGCCAACACGUGGUGGAAUUUGACUUCCUGGGGAAGGACUGCAUCCGCUACUACAACAGAGUGCCGGUGGAGAAGCCGGUGUACAAGAACUUACAGCUCUUUAUGGAGAACAAGGACCCCCGGGACGACCUCUUCGACAGGCUGACCACGACCAGCCUGAACAAGCACCUCCAGGAGCUGAUGGACGGGCUGACGGCCAAGGUGUUCCGGACCUACAACGCCUCCAUCACUCUGCAGGAGCAGCUGCGGGCCCUGACGCGCGCCGAGGACAGCAUAGCAGCUAAGAUCUUAUCCUACAACCGAGCCAACCGAGUCGUGGCCAUUCUCUGCAACCAUCAGCGAGCAACCCCCAGUACGUUCGAGAAGUCGAUGCAGAAUCUCCAGACGAAGAUCCAGGCAAAGAAGGAGCAGGUGGCUGAGGCCAGGGCAGAGCUGAGGAGGGCGAGGGCUGAGCACAAAGCCCAAGGGGAUGGCAAGUCCAGGAGCUCGUGCCCUCAGUCUCUUGCCUCAGCACCUAGGUAGCUGCCGCCCACACCAACCCAGAUGUGGCAGCUUCAGACGCGCCUUCCCAUGGCCAGUUUUGUUUUCCUCUUCAAUUGUUAUUUUGUGAUUUUUUUUUUUUUUUUUUUGAGAUGGAGUCUCUGUCGCCAGGCUGGAGUGCGCUGGCGCGGUCUCAGCUCACUGCAACCUCCGCCUCCCGGGUUCAAGUGAUUCUCCUGCCUCAGCCUCCCGAGUAGCUGGGGUUACAGGUGCGCGCCACCACGCCCGGCUCAUUUAUUUAUUUAGUAGAAACGGGGUUUCUCCAUGUUGGCCAGGCUGGUCAAACUCCUGGCCUCAAGUGAUCCUCCUGCCUUGGCAUCUCAAAGUGCUGGGAUUACAGGCAUGAGCCACUGCACCUGGCCAACUUUGUGAUUUUUAAAAAUACAAACUAUAUGCCUUGUGGACAAGAGUGGGACACAUGGAGCCGUGGGAGGAGGAGACCCUGGCCGCCAAGGAGGUUUGUGAUUGUCAUUGUGGGGUCAGGAAAUGAGAAGAAGGUGCCAGACUCUUCUCCAGGGCGGCGGCACCAUCCCCUCCCCACCAGCAGUGUGUGAGGGCUCCGAUUCCUCUGUCCAGGCGCCACUGUAGGGUCAGUUUUCCAUGUGUCGAUUAGAGCCCAGUGGGUGUGAAGGAGCGUCUGGCCGUGGGUGCUCUUUGCAGGUGCUUGUUGCCCACUUCUGUAUCGUCUCUGGAGAAUGACUGCUCAGGUCCUCUGUCCAUUUUCCAGUCGGGUUGUUGUUUUAUUAUUGACUUGUAAGAGCUCGUCGAUGUUUCGCCCACUCUUGGGUUGUCUUUGUUCUUUCUUUUUUUUUUUUUUCCUUUGGAGACAGAGCAUUGCUCUGUCGCCAAGGCUGGAGUGCAAUGGCAUGAUCUCGGCUCACUGCAAUCUCUGCCUCCAGGUUUCAAGCAAUUCUCCUGCCUCAGCCUCCUGAGUAGCUGGGAUUACAGGCACCCGCCACCAUGCCCGGCUAAUUUUUUUGUAUUUUAGUAGAGACGGGGUUUCACCAUGUUGCCCAGGCUGGUCUUGAACUCCUGAGCUCAGGCAAUCUGCCUGUCUCGGCCUCCCAAAGUGCUGGGAUUACAGGUGUGAGUCACUACUCCCAGCCCUAUUUUUUUUUUUUUUUUUUGGUGAUGGAGUCUUGCUCUGUCACCCAGGCUAGAGUGCAGUGGCGUGAUCUUGGCUUACUGCAACCUCUGCCUCCUGGGUUCAAGCGAUUCUCCUGCCUCAGCCUCCCGAGUAGCUGAGACUACAGACACACACCACUAUACCUGGCUAAUUUUUGUAUUUUAGUACAGAUGGGGUUUCACCAUGUCGGUCAGGCUGGUCUUGAACUCCUGACCUCGGGUGAUCCACCCACCUCGGCCUCCCAAAGUGCUGGGAUUACAGGUGUGAGCAACUGCGCCCGGCCACAUCUUUCUUCUUUCUUGUUGGUGUCCUGUGACACAUUUAAGAUUUGGAUGAGUCAGCGUGCUGAGAAGGCUUUGCCUAACCCAAGGCCAUGAAGAUAGAUUUCUCUGUUUUCUCCUAAGAGGUUUAUUGGUUUACUCUUACAUUUAGGUCAUUGGUUCUGAGUUAAUUUUUGUGUGUGGUCUGAGGGAAGGGCCCAGGGUCAUUCUCUUGCAUGUGGACAGCCAGAUGUCUCAGCAUCCUAGCUCACCAUAGUCUCAACUUGCUGGGCUCAAGCAAUCCUCCCGCCUCAGCCUCCUGAGUAGCUGGGACCACAGGUGCCAACGGCCACAACUGGCUAAUUUUUACACUAAGAAAAUUUUUGUAUGUUGCCCAAGCUACUCUUGAACUCCUGGCUUUAAGCAAUCCUGCCUUGGCCUCCCAGAGCUCUGAGAUUAAAAGUAUGAGCCAACAUGCCUGGCCCUUAGGACUGUAUCUAUAAAGGCCAUAUUGUAUGCAAACAGAGAUAGUUUUACUUUUUCUUUUCCAAUCAUAUGCCUUUUAUUUCAUAUUUUUGCAUUAUGGACCUGGCAGGAAUCUCCAGUACACUGGACAUGAGUGGGCAGCCUUGCCUUGUUCCUGAUACUGGGGGCAAAACUCUCAUGCUUUUAUCAUGGAAUAUGAUGUUAACUGUAGGUUUUUCACAGAAGCUGUUUGUUAAGUUAACAAAAUUUACUUCUAUUCCUAGUUUGUUGAGGUUCUUUUUUUUUUAUCAUGAAGAGCAUUGGAUUUUGUCAAAUGAUUUUCUGCACCUGUUGAGAUCUUGUUUUUGUCCCUUCCUUAUAUUGAUAGGAUGUAUUAUACUAAUUGAUCAGAUAUGAAACCAUCCUUGCAUUCCUGGGAUAAAUCCUACUUGAGCAAUUGUGUAAUCAUUUUUGUCUAUUGCUGGAUUCAGUUUGCUGAUAUUUUGUUGAGGUUUUUGCAUCUGUAUUCAUGAGCAUGUUAGUCUAUAGUUUUCUUAUGAUGUCAUUGAUUUUGGUAUCAAGGUAAUACUGGUAACGAGUUGAAUAAUAUUUAAUAUAAUAUCUAAUAUUUCAUGAAAGUUUAUGAAAAAUUGGUGCCUUUUUAAAGAGAGAGUCUUGCUGUGUUGCUCAGGCUGGUCUUGAACUCCUGGGCUCAAGCAGUCCUCCGAACUCAGCCUCCUGAAUAGCUGAGACUAUAGGCUUGCACUGCACUGCCUGGCUAGGGUCAGUUUGUUAAAUGAAUUCACCAGUGAAACCAUCUAGGCCUGGGCUUUUCUUUGGGAGACGUUUAAAGUUACUGAUAUAAUCACUUGUUAUAGUUCUAUUCAUAUUUUCUAUACUUUGUGAGUUGGUUCUGGUAGUUUGUAUCUUUCUGGGAAUUUGUUUAGUCUAGGGUGUCUAACUGGCUGGUGCCCAGUUAUUCAUAGUAUUCCCAUAUUAUCUUUUUUAUUUCUUUAGUGAUGUUCCCUCUUUCAUUCAUUCCUCAUUAUUGUGGCUGCGGUUCUUUUUUUUUUUUUUUUGACACAGAGUCUCUCACUCUGUUGCCCAGGCUGGAGUGCAGUGGCAUGAUCUCAGCUCACCACAACCUCUGCCUCCCGGGUUCAAACUAUUUUCCUGCCUCAGCCUCCUGAGUAGCUGGGAUUACAGGUGCACGGCACCAUGCCUGGCUAAUUUUUGUAUUUUUAGUAGAGACGGAGUUUCACCAUGUUAGCCAGGAUGGUCUCAAUCUCCUGACCUCGUGAUCCACCCGCCUCGGCCUCCCACAGUGCUGGGAUUACAGGCGUGAGCCACUGCUCCUGGCCUGGCUGUGGUUCUUAAAGGGUAAAAGUUUUCUCUUCAGGAUGAGCAUCCGGAGAUGCAGGGGUCUGUUUUUAAUGGUGGCGUGUGCGAAGGAAAUGUCAAUUGGAACAAAGGGUAUUCAGUGAAAAAUAAGGCUGUGACUCACCCCUGACCUCCUGUCCCCAGAGGCAGCUGCUGUAAAAUUUCUUUAGCAUUUCCUGGCCAGGCAAGGUUGCUCAUGCCUGUAAUCCCAACACUCUGGGCAGCCGAGGCAGGCAGAUCACUUGAGGUUGGGAGUUUGAGACCAUCAUGGCCAACAUGGUGAAACCCUGUCUCUGCUAAAAAUACAAAAAAAAAAAAAAAAAAAAAAAUCAUGUGCGUGGUGGCACAUGCCUGUAGUCCCAGCUACUCAGGAGGCAGGAGAUUCACUUGAACCCGGGAGGCAGAGGUUCCAGUGAGCUGAGAUCAUGCAACUGCACUCCAGCCUGGGUGACAAAGCAAGACUCCGUCUCAAAAAAAAAAAAAAAAAGCCAAGAGAAAUUUCUUAAGCAUUUCCAGAAGGACUGUGUGUGCGUGCUGGCUCUUCCUCUGUUUUCCCUCCUUGUUUUCACAUAAAUAGCAGCCCCUCAUGUGUCCCUCGGCCCCUGGGGAUGUGGCUCAUGCUGGGAAGGCACUUCCCCGGACCUAUGCUUCUGGCCCGGCGGGCUGCCCCAUUCUCAGCCGUAUUUUUGCAGGCGCAAGUUUGUCUUUCCACGCACAUUCGAGUGUUUGUGGCACAAAUUCCUAGAAGAGUUGGGGUCAGAGGUUGCAUGUGUGGGUGAUGUUCUGGCAUUGGAGGGUGCAAGUAAUGUGGAAAGGGCAUCUCUGUGCUGAAAUUUGCUUUCCCUAAGGAGGCAGGAAGGAGGGCUUAGCGGCUUCCCGGAGGUUAAAGGACAUUUGUGUUUGCUUUCUCGGGCCUGGUCUCGCUGCCCUCAUCCUGUUUGGGCCGGCCUCAGUCUGUUGUGUCGAGCAUCUCACCCUCCUGCGAGUCAGGUCCUGACGGGCUGCUCACCCUCCGCCCACGGCCCUCCUCUGUAUCUGACUUGGCAGCUGGGGUGGGGCUGAGCUUCCACCUUUGAUCCCGGCUGGUCUUUUGCUGUGAUGGAUGACUGAUGACAAUGACAGGGACAGGGCUGCACUGGGAGGGAAGGCGGCAGGGCCAGAGAAGUGCAGGUCUCCUCAGGUGGCGCUAGUCCAGCGCGGGGCCUCGCGGCCUCCUCUUCUCU